GAUUAUCGAGAACUGAUUGUAUGCCAUGUAUCGAUAUUUUCAGUCCACUUAACCUAUUUUUUUUAUUAGGUGAAAAAUUUUUAGGUUUAGGUUAAUAUUAGCUGAAUACGUUAUAAUUUGGGUGUUAUUAUAUUAGAAAAUGCGGCCAGUGUUUGCAUUCUUGUUAUUGGCCCUCCUGUGCGCCUGUCAACUCAACACUGCAAAUAAUGUGAACGCCGAAACUGAAGACGACUUCGACAAUGAUUUUGCCGAGUUCGAUGAUGACUUUGUGGAAGCCAGCUACGAUACCGAAACGGCAGAGAAUGCCGAUUCAUCCCGGCGUGCUGGGGCUGACAGCGCAGACUGGGAAACCCUAGAGGUGCCCAAGAAGCGUACCGUGGACAUUGACGAAGAGGAGGACGGUAUCGUCGAGAAUGACGACGAAUUCGAGCACUUUCAGGACGAGGAGGAAUUCGAAGGCUACGACGCUGGCGACUCAAUGGAGCCGCCCAUCGAUCAGAAGUCAGAGCCCAAACUGAAGAUCCCCAAUAUACCAUUACAUUUACGCACCCACUGGGAUUCGUACUGGAUGGAAAUGUUAAUGGUGGCCGGUCUUAUGGCAUACUUUGCCAACUUCUUUGCGGGCAAGGCGAAAAAUGCGCGUCUGGCUCAGCUUUGGUUCAGCACUCAUAAGGCGCUGCUGGACGAGAACUUUGCGCUGGUCGGCGACGAUGGCAAAGUGGAGAACGAGAAUCCAGGUCUGAUCAAGGAGAGCGAGAGUCUGUACACACUCUGGUGCUCCGGUCGCACCUGCUGCGAGGGCAUGCUUGUGGAGCUGAAGAUGAUCAAACGACAGGAUUUGGUAUCGCUCGUUGCUGGCCUGAUGCGACCACAGUUGGAUCAGGUGCAUAUCAAAAUAGAUUUGACACGCGGACUAAUGGAUUCAUUUGUGUUUGCCGUCGGUAGUAAAAAGACAAUAACCAAGGUGUUCAAGGAGUACACAGAUUUGACCAAGUUUUGUAGUUUAGUUGCCAAGCCAGAGGAUCGCUAUAAUGUGCCCAGUGGUUUUGGCGUGCUUUCGGAAAUACCGGAGGCCACAUCCGCCAUACUCGAGUCACGUGUUAUUACCGCACUUAAUAAAUACCAAAGCUAUAUCGAUUACCUUCACAUCUCGGAUCAGUUCAGCGGCCCAGUGCCUCAGGAGGAGAACAGCACACUGAAGCAGCCGGAGACAAGGCCCGUUCUGUUAGCCGGCUUCAAUCUGCCGAAGCACGCCGAAAUGGAGACCAUUAAACCCUUGUUAUUGUUGAUCUUUUAUCUAAUGGAACGCUUGAAGACCUACCGCAUGUCCAAGGAGGCCAAGGCCAAGGCGGAUAAGAAUCGCUUGCGCGUCGAGGAGGAGUUCCUCAAGAGCACUCAUGCAGCACGCGCCGAGGCAGCUGCUCAGCGUCGUGAGGACAAGCGCAAACAGGAGAAGGAGCGCGUGCUCGCCGAGGAGGAUCCAGAGAAGCAGCGACGUUGGGAAGCCAAGGAGCAGAAGCGCCAGGCCAAAAAGAAUGCACCCAAAAUGAAGCGUCUGGCAGUAAAAUCUUUGUAAACUUUGUUGCACCCUGUUGUGCCAUCUAUUUGCGGUCGCUCAUCCGUAGAACUGUUUGCGGUUAUUCCUUAAAUAUGCCACAUUAAAGCAAUAAAAUAUUUGUUUCCUAUUGAGCGCCAAAAAAUACCACUUUGAAA
Messenger RNA from Drosophila grimshawi, 1713 nucleotides. Its product is annotated as PAT complex subunit CCDC47. The transcript has 3 exons. Gene Ontology annotation, molecular function: calcium ion binding. The record is from RefSeq and is a predicted model, not a curated record. NCBI's taxonomy places the organism in Eukaryota, Metazoa, Arthropoda, Insecta, Diptera, Drosophilidae. Bases 140 to 1576 code for a protein of 478 amino acids. Gene Ontology annotation, cellular component: endoplasmic reticulum. Gene Ontology annotation, biological process: endoplasmic reticulum calcium ion homeostasis.